This is a messenger RNA of Cutaneotrichosporon oleaginosum, 1290 nucleotides long. RefSeq lists its product as uncharacterized. The record is from RefSeq and is a predicted model, not a curated record. NCBI's taxonomy places the organism in Eukaryota, Fungi, Basidiomycota, Tremellomycetes, Trichosporonales, Trichosporonaceae.
CAACUCGCUCCUCCUCGGCCUCCUCAUAACUCUAUCCCAAACUCUCUUCCCGUCUCCAUCUGCACCGACGACCUCGGACUUUUUAUCCUCUUCAACUUGCAUCUGCGUCUAGUCCUGCGACGCGCCUCGCUUCCCAGUGUACUCUUAUUCUAGUGUGCCGCGACGCGUCGACGCGUUCUUUCACCGUUCUCCAGUUCCGCCUUCCUCCCGCCCACAACCGCAUUCCGCCAGUAUCACGACAUCCUUGGCCAUGUCCGAUCUCCCAGACCAGAAGCGUCAGCUGCGCGAUGCGCACGCCCGCGCCGCCGCCGAGCCCACCACCGCCGACAUUUACGGCCAGCGCCAUGGCAUUCCCGAUGACGUGCAGGCUGCCCUGCAGAACGUCGGGCGGCGGAAUCGCAUGAUGGUAUCCCAAGGCCGUUCAUUCCAGCCCACCCAGUCCCUCCCCAUCCUGCCUUCCUCCUCCGGCAUAUUCCUGAGCGACCGCGACGCGCAGGCUCAAGCCCGCCUCAUUGUGAAGGACGACCUCCGUCUCCGCGAACUCCAGCCCUACUCAUCGACAUCGACGAACGCGCUCUCGCUCUCUCCCCGCACGCGCGCUGCCGAGCUCGACGCGCGCAUCCGCUUCAACCCUGACGGCGAGGCGGUCCUCGAGCGGCGGCGGGGCCACAAGCGUGGCGGCGCAGACGCAGAUGCAGGCUCGGACACGGAGGAAGACGAGCCCGACGCCGUCAACCAUGCGCUGCCGCCCCCCAAUGCUCAGGCCGCGCGUCCCAUGGCCGCGGCGGCAGAUGACUUCCCCCCCGUCUUCACGGCGCCCACCUCCGUUCCGGAGCUGUUUGGCGCCAUGCCGCCCCCGCCCGUGCCGACGCGCGCGUUCGCCGGCAUGCCCCGCCGCCAGCUGCGGCCAACGAUGAGCGCUCCGGUCGGGCGUCUGGGCAGUGAGCAGGGCGGGCUGCGCGGGUUCGGGAUGGCGGUCGACGACGAUGAUGACGGAUUCGAUGUGGCGGACUGGGCGGCCGACCAGGAGGGUGCCGGCGAUAUCGGGGGAUGGGCGCGGAGUGAGCAGUUCUAACUUCAUAGCGUGUGUGUACGAUCUCUUUGUGAAGUGGGAGGGGCUCAGACUGGUCAGUGUGGGGGGCUCGAGUGUAGUGUGUGCUGCCAUCCCAAGGUUGCUGCCAUGAGAGAAGAGGCACGCGACGUUAAGAGAAGAUGGCACGCAGAUUGGGAAUCGACAAUAUUGACGUUUCAUGAGAAAACUUGGAGAUUCAGAGGGCAUACCAGGGACUG